GGAGAACAGUGGUUAUUAUUGCAGAACAAUAGUGAACCUGGUGAUUGAUCAUAAUAUGGAUUUACAGUGAUACGGAUAACUUUUACUACUGAAUAGCUAAUUCAUAAAUUGAGAUUGAUAAAUUGAAAAUUUUAGUAAAAAUUUUUGAAGGAAUUACAACAAAAAAAUUGUGGGAAAUAUGAUGGUGAAAAAAUUGUUAAUUAUUGUUAUAUUCAUUUAUCCCAACAUUCAUUCAAUCUUCUGCGAGAUGAAGAAGUCCUGGAUCAAAACAACAGAAAGCCAAAUUUUUAACUCCUCAACAACUGCCAAUAUCAUUCAAGAAGCCAAUACGGAAAGCACCUUCAAUACAUCAGAACCAAAAGUUGAUACUGAAAAAUCUUUUAAUAAAACAGAAUCAGAAGUUAAUACAGAAAGGACCUCUACUUCAUCUGAAUUAGAAAUAAGCACUGAAAGUACUUUAAGCAGAUCAGACUCAACAACUUCCCGGAAGACAAACUCACUGAAAUUCAGUAAUAACUCCACGAAAAUCAAUGAUAAGAUUAGUAAAGUUGAGACGACUGUAGCUGGAUUUCAGAGUCAUAAAUACAAGAGCACAUACGUGGGUAAUAUCACAAAGCCAGAAACAAUUAAGGUGAAUCCCAAAUUGGGCAAAUCAAAGGCCAAGAAGCACCACCAAACUCACCGGAAGUAUGAAUUCUUCGGAGAUGAUCUUCCGCGCUACAGUUUGGGUCCAGGCGUAAAGAUCAGUAUUGACAUGCCUCGGGAAAUUGUAAAUGUUAAUCUCGAUGAAGACUACCUCAGGGACAUUUUUGCAGGUGGGCUAGGUCGCGGAAAACGUCUCCAAUUGAUUGCCAGGAUUAUCCCUUUGUUCAUUUUACCUUUUCUGGUUCAAUCAGCCAUCCUCCCCUUUAUGGUGUCCACUUUGAAGAUCCUUCUGAUAAAAUCAAUCGUCGUGGGAAAAAUUGCCAUUCUCUUACUCAUUCUAUCAGCCUUUAAGAACUACCAUCGACAUCAUGCAGCUUAUGAAGUGCCUUAUUACAAUCUCGUGGAACCUCCAAGCAGGAGAUCUGAACAACCCUUCUAUGGGUACAAAGUUGAUGGACAAACAGGUUGGGUUAACUAAAAUCCAAUCAUAUAAAACUCAUGUAAAUAGAAGAAAAUAAUCGUUUCUGUAGUAGCUGUUAAUGUCUCAAUUUUUAAAGAUAAGAGUUUAGGAUUGUUGUAACUCAGCCAACAUCAAUAAAGUGUUCAUUAUGCUGUUC
Phlebotomus papatasi is the source of this 1262-nucleotide messenger RNA. RefSeq lists its product as uncharacterized. Lineage: Eukaryota; Metazoa; Arthropoda; Insecta; Diptera; Psychodidae. The transcript is spliced from 2 exons. The record is from RefSeq and is a predicted model, not a curated record. The coding region runs from base 179 to 1123 and encodes 314 amino acids.